Molecule: messenger RNA, 918 nt
Organism: Exaiptasia diaphana
Lineage: Eukaryota; Metazoa; Cnidaria; Anthozoa; Actiniaria; Aiptasiidae
Product: melanocyte-stimulating hormone receptor-like
Exons: 1
Coding region: 1-918 (305 amino acids)
Biological process (GO): G protein-coupled receptor signaling pathway
Cellular component (GO): membrane
Molecular function (GO): G protein-coupled receptor activity
Source: RefSeq, a predicted model, not a curated record
AUGAACAUAACUUCAAAUCAUCGAAUUUUAUGUCCAAGUUUAACUAUCUCUCACAAUAAGGAUUCUCGAAACUUUGACUUCAUCACUAGUGUUAUAGUUUGUAUCAUUAAUGGUCUACUUGUACUUCCAACAACGUUUCUAAACUUGCUGAUAAUUCUAGGUAUCCUUCGAAAUCCUUAUCUUCGAAAGCCGUCGUAUCUGCUAAUCUGUGCUUUGGCGUUCACAGAUUUUGGCGUCGGAGUCUUGUUACAACCACUGUUCAUCGUGAGGAAAGUCGCUCUCUUUUCGUCACGACAUGAUAUUUACUGCACCUUGGUUCAUUCUGGGAAUAUUUUAGCUCAUUUGGUGUGUAGCCCUUCGUUUUUCAUUGUCACUGUCAUAAGCAUUGACAGAUAUCUUGCAAUACGACUACAAACGCGCUACAAUCACAUCGUAACAGUUAAAACGGUACUCAAGUUUCUAAUUGGAUGCAUGGUUAGUGCUGUAGCAGUGACUUUAGCAAGGCUUCAAGCUACAAAACCAGGCUACAUGGGAAUAGCAGCAGCCCUGAUGUUCAUCCUUCUGAUUGUGAUACUGUCUUGCUACUUUGCUUCGAUAAAUACUUUGAAGAUCCAUCAACGACAAAUGGAUAACAUUCAGGAAUCCAUACUUGUUCAAACAGCACAAUACAAACGUACUCUCAAGACACUUCUUAUUAUUGUUUUUUCACUGUUUUUGUGUUAUAUUCCUUUUGUUGGGGUAGUUAUUGCUAUAGCUUUCUAUGGUCGGAAUAAAACUCUCACCAUUGCGUGGGAGUGCACCUCCACUUUGCUAUAUUUGAAUUCUUAUUUGAAUCCGUUGCUACAUCUCUGGAGAUGUAAGGAACUUAGGAGGUCUUGUUUGAGUAUGUUACGAUCGAUAUGGCAUUAUAAUGAAUAA